Phragmites australis (common reed) is the source of this 1130-nucleotide messenger RNA. RefSeq lists its product as uncharacterized. Lineage: Eukaryota; Viridiplantae; Streptophyta; Magnoliopsida; Poales; Poaceae. The record is from RefSeq and is a predicted model, not a curated record. The transcript is spliced from 5 exons. Bases 1 to 678 code for a protein of 225 amino acids.
AUGGCCGCCAUCACCCUCACAGCAAGGAGCUCUCUAACUUCGCAGUUGCCGCUUCCUGCCAGCGCAAGGUUAGACUUUGAAUUGGGAAUUGAAGGUAAGAGAGAGAAGGCAGAAUCUACCAAAGGAAAGGGAAGCGCAAAGGCCACUCACCUUGUGAUUGUUGUGUUCGUCGACGGCGAAGCGGGCGAGCCUGUCGUCCUUGGCGCUAUUGGCGGCAGGGGGCUCUCGCGCGUGCCACCAAGGACAUGGAAGGCCAUGGCUUCGAGAUAUUUAAUCUCAAAUGAAUGUACAUCUCACGUUUUAUUGUAUGGCUCUGCCUUCACCCACCCGACUGUAGAGGAUCCGGGUCCCUCCUGCCCCUGCCUUCUCAUCCCAAUUUCACCUCGCCGACAUCCUCCACGCUCCCACCAUCAUCAAGCAAAACCCUCUGCAGAUCCGUCCCUAGCUUGCCUGUAUACAUUGUUCCACAAGGGAAUCAGUAUUAAGUUGUUUGGUGAUAAUGGAACCAAACAUUCAGCCGAAAUGUCCAAGCUUCUGGAGAAUGAAAAUCAAGCUGUAAUGGGAACAUACCGAGCAAUGUCUCAUGAGUUGCAUAAACUUCAGCAUAAGAAAGACAGGCAACUGGAGGGAGAUGUCGUGGAAUCAACUCAGGAAGGAAAACAAAGGACAGAAUCAUAGAAAGCUAACUUCAAAUUUGCAAUAUGAUCUGAUAUUGAUACGAGUUCAGCUGAAGGGACAGAUGGUUAUUAUCUGCUCCAUUGCAAUACUCUGCCACCUCAACUCGAGUUUCCACGAUGAUUAUAAUGCUAUCGGCAUGCGGUAGCCAGUCGAAGAACGUUUUAAAACUAUCCUACAAAAUGUGCGAAGCACUGGAACAAGUAUGACUACUAGAUGAUUUGUAGAAAGAGGCUAACAACAUUAUCAGAGUGGCGCAGCGGAAGCGUGGUGGGCCCAUAACCCACAGGUCCCAGGAUCGAAACCUGGCUCUGAUAUUUCGUUGGGUUUCCGAUUUUUCAAUUUUUGUUGCUCGAUUUUUCAUUCUGCGGCUCUCUACAUUUCAUUUACAAUAACUUCUAAAAAUACAGAAGUAGAUAGGUGUUAUGAAAUCUUUAUUUAUUUGGAUGUCUGUA